GGAGCGCGCCCGCCGCCCGCCGCCCGCCGCCCGCUGCCCGCCGCGGCCACCGCUACAAUGUCAAGCGGAGACACGUCACCAGGACAAUGAAGUCGUACCAGAAGCUGACGACAACGGUGCCGCAGGUGGCAGCGUGCCGGGCGGAGGAAGAAGAGGCUGCCCCGCUGCCUGCCGGCCGUGGGAAGCUGGCCCCGUGGUGGGUGGGCAGUGGAUUGCUGGUAGCCGCCGUGCUGCUGAGCUCCAUCACCGUCUGGGUGCUGCAGCAAGUGUCAAGGGGCUGGCCUGGACCUGUGCCACCUCCCAAAUGCCUCCUGGUACCUGAAAGCCACCGCUUUGACUGCUACCCAGAACGGCAAGUGGUGGUGACCCAGCAGCUCUGUGAAAGCCGAGGAUGCUGCUUCAUCGAGACGCCCCCACCAACCAGGGGCAAGCAGGGGGUUCCCUGGUGCUUCUACCCCCCCGACUUCCCCAGCUACACCCUGGAGAGCCUCAACCAGACAGCACUGGGCAUGGUGGGAUUGCUGGUGCGGAAGCAGAAGGCUUAUUAUCCGCAAGACAUUGAGAUGCUGAGGUUAGAUGUGGAGUUUGAGACGGACACACGGCUGCACAUCAAGAUAACAGAUGCAGCCAACCCACGGUAUGAGGUUCCCCUUGAUGUUCCCCGGUCAAUGAAGAAAGCAGAAAACCCCAUCUACAGCCUGGACUUCUCCCAGGACCCCUUUGGGGUGCUGCUGCGGCGCAAGACGACAGGGACAGUGCUGCUCAACACCACUGUGGCCCCCUUGAUCUUCGCUGACCAGUUUCUCCAGAUAUCCACAUUGCUCCCGUCCCAGUUCCUCUACGGGCUAGGGGAGCACCGCGGUUCUCUCCUGCACAGCCUAGAUUGGAACACCCUCACGCUCUGGGCCCGUGAUGUCCCUCCCACGGAAUCAUUCAACCUCUACGGUGCUCACCCCUUCUACCUGCUGAUGGAGGAGGGUGGAGAUGCUCACGGGGUUUUCCUCCUCAACAGCAACGCAAUGGAGGUGGCCCUGCAACCUGCUCCGGGCCUGACCUGGAGGACCAUUGGCGGGGUGCUGGAUUUUUACAUCUUCCUGGGACCAGAUCCCAACAUGGUCAUCCAGCAGUACCAGCAGGUGAUAGGUUUCCCGGCCAUGCCUCCCCUCUGGGCACUCGGCUUCCACCUCUGCCGCUGGGGCUACGGGUCCAGCAAUGAGACCUGGCAGACUGUGAGAGCCAUGAGGAACUACCAGAUCCCCCAGGAUGCACAGUGGAAUGACAUCGAUUACAUGGAUGGGUACCGGGACUUCACCUUUGAUCCCCAGAAAUUUGCCUCCCUGCCCUCACUGGUGGAAGACCUCCACAAACACAGACAGCACUACGUGAUGAUCUUGGAUCCUGGCAUCAGCAGCACCAGGCCUCAUGGCUCCUACUGGCCUUUCGAUGAAGGCUUGAGACGGGGCUUGUUCCUCAACACCACCCAAGGGCAGCCGCUCAUCGGGCAGGUCUGGCCUGGCUUCACCGCCUUCCCAGACUUCUCCAACCCAGACACACACCAGUGGUGGCUGGAGAACCUGCAGCGUGUCCAUGCCCACGUGCCCUUCGACGGUCUCUGGAUUGACAUGAAUGAACCAUCCAACUUCAUGGAUGGAUCUGAAGAUGGCUGCCCCCCAGGAGAGCUCGACAGCCCACCCUACAUGCCAGCUGUGCUGGGUGAGUCCCUCUUUGCAAAGACAGUGUGUGCCUCAGCGAAGCAGAAAGCCUCUGUGCACUACAACCUCCACAACCUCUAUGGGCUGAUGGAAGCCAAAGCCACAGCAAGCGCCUUGAUCCGGAUCCGGGGGAAGCGCCCCUUCAUCAUCUCUCGCUCCACCUUCCCCAGCCAGGGCCGGUACUCGGGGCACUGGCUGGGAGACAACCGGAGCCAGUGGAAGGACAUGUAUUACUCCAUCCCAGGGCUGCUGAGCUUCAGCCUAUUUGGCAUCCCGCUGGUGGGAGCAGACAUCUGCGGCUUCUCUGGCAGCACCUCGGAGGAGCUGUGCACCCGCUGGAUGCAGCUUGGAGCCUUCUACCCCUUCGCUCGCAACCACAACACCCAGAACGAGAAGGCUCAGGACCCAACAGUGUUCAGCCCUGCAGCGAGGACAGCCAUGAAGGACGUGCUGCUGAUCCGCUACUCCCUCCUGCCCUUCCUCUACACCCUUUUCCACCGUGCUCACCUGCAAGGGGACACUGUUGCCCGGCCCGUGUUCUUUGAGUUCCCCCGGGAUUCAGCCACCUUGGGGCUGGAUAGGCAGUUCCUGUGGGGCCGGGGCCUGCUGGUGACGCCAGUGCUGGAGCCUGGGGUGAACUCGGUCACAGGCUAUGUCCCCCGAGGCGUGUGGUACGACUUCUACACGGGCUCCUCAGUCAACAGCAGCGGGGAGAUGCUGAACAUGUUGGCCCCUCUGGAGCACCUCAACUUGCAUGUCCGUGAGGGUUCCAUCCUGCCCACCCAGAAACCAGGGACCACCAGCGUGGUAACCCGAGGGAAUCCCCUGCUCCUCAUUGUGGCCUUGUCCCAGAGUGCUACUGCCUGGGGGGACCUCUUCUGGGAUGACGGAGAGAGCCUGGACACCUUUGAGCGGGGCAGCUACUUUUACCUGGUGUUCAAUGCCACACAGAAUAACUUCACCUCCACCGUACUCCAUGCCGGCACUGAGGCCCCCAAGGUCACCAUUGGCACGCUGAGGAUCCUUGGGGUGCAGGAGCGGCCCAGUAAGGUCCUUCUGAAUGGCCAGGCAAAGACCUUCUCCUAUCUGGACAAUCAGGUUCUCACUGUGAGUGACCUUGGCCUCGGCCUCAACCAGGGCUUCUCCCUGCAGUGGCUGUGAGUGAGAGGCCACAGGGUCACCCCAACCUCACCAAGAUCGCUUGUCCAGGAGAUGCUUUGUGCUGCAGCCCUCGAGGCCGGGAUGUCACCGUGGAGGAGGCAGUGGGGACUGUCCCCUGCUGCUGUGCAGCUCCCUCCAGCACAGCUGGAGAUAAAGGGACGUGGGGCAGGCUGCUGGGUGCCCCCUGUGUGCUCCUGGGUGGGCGGUGUGGGUCAAGGUGUGGGUACCCGUGGUUCCUGCUGCAAUAAAGGCACGUGUAGAG
Molecule: messenger RNA, 3135 nt
Organism: Colius striatus (speckled mousebird)
Lineage: Eukaryota; Metazoa; Chordata; Aves; Coliiformes; Coliidae
Product: alpha glucosidase
Exons: 20
Coding region: 87-2873 (928 amino acids)
Biological process (GO): carbohydrate metabolic process
Molecular function (GO): carbohydrate binding; alpha-1,4-glucosidase activity
Source: RefSeq, a predicted model, not a curated record